AUGUUGUGGGCGACGGUGUUUUCUAUCGUAGUUCUUUGCCUUGUCCAGGGCUACGAUGGCCAGACCGUGGAUUCCGGACGGUUACCGGAUAACACAGAACCACGGUCAUACGCGCUGAGAGUAGAACCGAACCUCGAACCGGAAAACGCUUCGUUCUCUGGCAGCGUGGAUAUCACAAUCGCAGUGAUGACAGCCACUUCCACCAUCACGCUGAACUCUAAGGGCUUAGUGUUGCACGACAUCAGGGUGACGGAUGAAAACACGGACAGGGACAUCAGUGUAAGCUCUUGGAGUUACGCGGAAGAUCGGGAACAGGUGGUGAUAUCGAUGGACGGGCACGUCUUGGCCAACAGAAGAUACACGAUCCGCAUAAAGUUUGAAGGCAUUCUCAGGGACGACGGAACGGGUUUUUAUAAAAGCGGUUAUGAAACCGAUUCGGAUGGAAAAAAAUGGAUAGCCGCCACCCAAUUUCAAACCACACAGGCCAGAAGUACUUUCCCUUGUUAUGAUGAACCAAAUUUUAGAACACCUUUCAACAUAUCAAUAAAAGUUAAAGAGAAUGAAAUCGCUCUAUCAAAUAUGCCAGUUAUAGAUACCAUUCAUGUGGACGAGAUACUUGCGAAUGGUUCGGUUGAAUAUCAUAGCAGGAAAUGGGUUCACUUUGAGCAGACACCGUGCAUGUCCACGUCUUCGGUUGCGUUUUUCGUCGGCGAAUUCGAAAAAUUUGACAAUACUCGCUUGAGCGAGAUCAAUGUGUACUCUCAUUUGGGUCGCUUGUAUCAGAUCGAGUACAUGACGAAAGAGGCACCUGACAUUUUGAGGGUCAUGGAAAAUUACACUGGCAUACCAUACUCUAUGCCCGAACUGAACUUGUUAGCCAUGCCGAUACUAGGCUUACGGCAAGUCGAAAAUAAUUGGGGAUUAACCACAUACCGGGAGAAAACGAUUUUUGUCGACAUGAAAACAAACUCUAGGGCAAUAAUGUCGGCGAAGAGAGCGGUGGGACACGCCGUGGCGACCCAGUGGUUUGGUAAUUUAGUGACGCCGGUCCAGUGGGACUUUGCGUGGCUGAACAAAGGCCUAGCUACUUAUUUGGAAUACUUUGCCACCGCAACGUUGGAACCGGAAUGGCGACUAGAGCACUUUUUCAUCGUCGACCAGCAACGGCCGGCCCUGGAUGACGACAAAAAUCAAAUGCGGCCUUUGUCCGCGCCAGCAAUCAUGCCAGGGGAUGCGGAUUAUUACACGGCCGACAGGUUGUCCGGACAGAAGGCCGCGGCAAUCAUGAUGAUGCUUAACGAUUGGGUGGGUGAAGAAACGUUCAAAAAAUCCAUUAAUAUGUAUCUGACCCAUAACCAGUAUACCUCAGUGAAACCAGAAAAACUGUGGAACGCAUUUGACAAUGCUCUAUUCGACCUGACAAAGUCCGGCUUGAACGGUCACAGCGUUCGCACUGUGAUGAACACAUGGACGGAACAAGCCGGAUAUCCCGUGGUGAACGUCAUUAAAAAAGACAAAUCACUCGUCUUAACUCAACAACGCUUUUUAUCCGGUUUUACUGAGUCAAAUGAUACAUCCAAGUGGUUUAUUCGUUUGAGUUACACGACGAAUAAAGAAAAAAAUUUUGACACCAAGUCCGCCCCGACCGUUUGGCUGAAUCCGUCAGUAAACGAAACGGUUAUUCCGGUAGACGAUGACGUCGAAUGGUACAUUUUCAAUAUACAAUCAACAGGUUUCUACAGAGUAAACUACACGGAAGACAAUUGGUUGUCGUUGAUCAAACAGUUUAACGAUUCACCUAAAGAAAUACACAUUCUCAACAGAGCUCAGUUGAUUGACGAUUCGUUCAGUUUGGCAAAAGCGGGUCUGCUGAAUUACAAGAUACCAAUGAGCUUUACACAGUAUCUGGAAAAGGAAGAUGACAUAAUACCAUGGUUCUCGGCCAUGGACAGUUUAAACUAUGUUUUAAACCGUAUGAGGCGUUGCAGAAAUGCGUUACCCGAUGUCAAGAUCGUUGUUUCCAACCUAGCCAGCACUGCCUUCAAAAUGUUCAACAAACUCGUCGCCGAACAAAAAAGUCCCCAGUACCCCAUCAAUGUUGGCUGGAACACAUUUGCGACGUGGGCGAGUAAAUUGGACGAGUAUAUUAUCUAUCGGAGGACUACGGUUCCGGAAUACUUUCGGCGAUGGAAAAAUGGAGAAGAAAUACCGGCUGACAUUAAGGACGCGGCGUUCUGUGUCGGGGCUCGACAGUCACAAGUCUCAGGAAGUCUGGACAAACUUUUACACUUAUACAAUACCACCAAAACGUAUUCGGAAAGAGCGUCGGUGAUUAACGCACUGCCUUGUGCUGACAUACAGACACUUUUGACGUAUUUGACAUUAAUAAUGGAGGACAAAUGUCCAAUUGAACCAAGUGAUUACGAGGACUUCUUUAAUGCUCUGUCUUCGACGUCGAAUGGGAUCACUGCUAUGAAUUUCUUUCUCGGCAAAUAUUUCACAGAGCUUGUCCAAAACGUAAAAAAUGGUAGAAAUAUAGCUACGACUAUAUUCUCAAUCUUAGCUACAAAGGUUUCCACCGAGAGCGAAAUCGAAAACAUUAUGGAAAUGGCGUUUAGAAGCAAUACACCCGUUGAAUAUAGAAAUGCACUCGUCUCUGUGUAUCAGAGAGAAAUCGAGGACAACGUAAAAUGGUACGACAAUGGUAGUCCAGAAGCGAUUUGGGAGUACAUAAAUCCUUUGUCGAAAGGAUUGGCACUGGAUCCAUCGCAGCAGUAUACGACUCCGCAGAGCACGUCGGAAGACGAUUCUAGUGCUUCCUCUAGAUUGCAUAACUAUGCCAUUAUUUUGCAGAUUUUAGCGCUGUCUGUGUCGGUUAAACUGCUUGUAAACAUAAUCUAA
This is a messenger RNA of Macrosiphum euphorbiae (potato aphid), 2901 nucleotides long. NCBI's taxonomy places the organism in Eukaryota, Metazoa, Arthropoda, Insecta, Hemiptera, Aphididae. The record is from the annotation of a GenBank genome assembly.